GCUGAUGGAUUCAACCACAGCGACGGCGGAGCUCGGCUGGAUCGUGCAUCCUCCAUCAGGGUGGGAAGAGGUGAGUGGCUACGAUGAGAACAUGAACACGAUCCGCACCUACCAGGUAUGCAAUGUAUUUGAAUCGAGCCAGAACAACUGGCUACGGACCAAGUUCAUCCGGCGCCGCGGCGCCCACCGCAUCCACGUGGAGAUGAAGUUCUCGGUGCGGGAUUGCAGCAGCAUCCCCAGUGUGCCCGGCUCCUGCAAGGAGACCUUCAACCUCUAUUACUAUGAGGCCGACUUUGACUCGGCCACCAAGACCUUCCCCAACUGGAUGGAGAAUCCGUGGGUGAAGGUGGACACCAUCGCGGCCGACGAGAGCUUCUCCCAGGUGGACCUGGGUGGCCGCGUCAUGAAGAUCAACACCGAGGUGAGGAGCUUCGGGCCCGUGUCCCGCAGCGGCUUCUACCUGGCCUUCCAGGACUAUGGCGGCUGCAUGUCCCUCAUCGCUGUGCGCGUCUUCUACCGCAAGUGCCCCCGCAUCAUCCAGAACGGCGCCAUCUUCCAGGAGACGCUGUCAGGGGCCGAGAGCACUUCGCUGGUGGCCGCCCGGGGCAGCUGCAUCGCCAAUGCUGAGGAGGUGGAUGUGCCCAUCAAACUCUACUGUAACGGGGACGGCGAGUGGCUGGUGCCCAUCGGGCGCUGCAUGUGCAAAGCGGGCUUCGAGGCCGUGGAGAAUGGCACCGUCUGCCGAGGUUGCCCAUCUGGAACCUUCAAGGCCAACCAAGGGGACGAGGCCUGCACCCACUGCCCCAUCAACAGCCGGACCACUUCGGAAGGGGCCACCAACUGUGUCUGCCGCAACGGCUACUACCGAGCAGACCUGGACCCGCUGGACAUGCCCUGCACAACCAUCCCCUCUGCACCCCAGGCCGUGAUCUCCAGCGUCAACGAGACCUCACUCAUGCUGGAGUGGACCCCGCCCCGCGACUCCGGAGGCCGGGAGGAUCUCGUCUAUAACAUCAUCUGCAAGAGCUGUGGCUCCGGCCGGGGCGCCUGCACCCGCUGUGGGGACAACGUGCAGUACGCGCCCCGCCAGCUGGGCCUGACAGAGCCCCGCAUCUACAUCAGCGACCUGCUGGCCCACACCCAGUACACCUUCGAGAUCCAGGCCGUGAACGGCGUCACCGACCAGAGCCCCUUCUCCCCUCAGUUCGCCUCCGUGAACAUCACCACCAACCAAGCAGCUCCGUCGGCUGUGUCCAUCAUGCACCAGGUGAGCCGCACCGUGGACAGCAUCACCCUGUCGUGGUCCCAGCCUGACCAGCCCAACGGCGUCAUCCUGGACUAUGAGCUGCAGUACUACGAGAAGGAGCUCAGUGAGUACAACGCCACGGCCAUAAAGAGCCCCACCAACACAGUCACUGUGCAGGGCCUCAAAGCCGGCGCCAUCUAUGUCUUCCAGGUGCGGGCACGCACCGUGGCGGGCUAUGGGCGCUACAGUGGCAAGAUGUACUUCCAGACCAUGACAGAAGCCGAGUACCAGACCAGCAUCCAGGAGAAGCUGCCACUCAUCGUCGGCUCCUCGGCGGCUGCCCUGGUCUUCCUCAUCGCCGUGGUUGUCAUCGCCAUCGUGUGUAACAGACGGGGGUUUGAGCGUGCUGACUCGGAGUACACGGACAAGCUGCAGCACUACACCAGUGGCCACAUGACCCCAGGCAUGAAGAUCUACAUCGACCCGUUCACCUACGAGGACCCCAAUGAGGCAGUGCGGGAGUUUGCCAAGGAAAUCGACAUCUCCUGUGUCAAAAUUGAGCAGGUGAUCGGAGCAGGGGAGUUUGGUGAGGUGUGCAGUGGCCACCUGAAACUGCCAGGCAAGAGAGAGAUCUUUGUAGCCAUCAAGACGCUCAAGUCGGGCUACACUGAGAAGCAGCGCCGGGACUUCCUGAGCGAGGCCUCCAUCAUGGGCCAGUUCGACCACCCCAACGUCAUUCACCUGGAGGGUGUUGUCACCAAGAGCACGCCCGUGAUGAUCAUCACUGAGUUCAUGGAGAAUGGCUCCCUGGACUCCUUCCUCCGGCAAAACGAUGGGCAGUUCACAGUCAUCCAGCUGGUGGGAAUGCUACGGGGCAUCGCGGCCGGCAUGAAGGAGACUUAUCUGAAGCCGUAUGGUGAGUUUGGGAACAGGAAGAUGCUUCCUAUGACUGGUACGGCACAGGGCAUAUGGCGGGGCAUGUUGAGAGCAGAGGCCAGACCGGUCAGCUUCCCACCCAUCCACCCUCCUCACUGUGCUCCACAGGGUGGGAAGAUCCCCAUCCGCUGGACAGCCCCAGAAGCCAUCCAGUACCGGAAGUUCACCUCAGCCAGCGACGUGUGGAGCUAUGGCAUCGUCAUGUGGGAGGUGAUGUCGUACGGGGAGCGGCCCUACUGGGACAUGACCAACCAGGACGUAAUCAAUGCCAUAGAGCAGGACUACCGGCUGCCACCGCCCAUGGACUGCCCAAGCGCCCUGCACCAGCUCAUGCUGGACUGCUGGCAGAAGGACCGCAACCACCGGCCCAAGUUUGGUCAGAUCGUCAACACGCUGGACAAGAUGAUCCGCAACCCCAACAGCCUCAAAGCCAUGGCGCCCCUCUCUUCUGGCAUCAACCUGCCACUGCUGGACCGCACGAUCCCCGACUACACCAGCUUUAACACAGUGGACGAGUGGCUAGAGGCCAUCAAGAUGGGGCAGUACAAGGAGAGCUUCGCCAAUGCUGGCUUCACCUCCUUCGAUGUCGUGUCACAGAUGAUGAUGGAGGACAUUCUCCGGGUUGGGGUCACCUUGGCCGGCCACCAGAAAAAAAUCCUGAACAGUAUCCAGGUGAUGCGGGCACAGAUGAACCAGAUCCAGUCUGUGGAGGUUUGACGUUCACCUGCCUCGGCUCACCUCUUCCUCCAGGCCCUGCCCCCUCCACCCCACAUGCUGGCCUCCCUGGCUCUCUGUCUACCGAAGGGUCAGCCACCUGCCAGGAGGCCACGGCAACAGGAAGAACCAAGCAGCCCGCCAGCCAUGAGACGUCACCAAGAGCACGUGCAACUCAGAUGAUGGGAAAAAAGGGAACGGGGACAAAAGAAAACAGAUCCUGGGAGGGGGCGGGAAAUACAAGGAAUAUUUUUUAAAGAGGAUUCUCAUAAGGAAAGCGAUCAUUGUUCUUGGGGGAAAAGAAAAAGGGCUUGGGAGAUUCAUGCGACGGUCCAAUUGGAGCUCAAAAGCAGUUUCUCUCCAACUCCCUCUGGGAAGGCGACCUGGCCGGAGCCAAGAAACACUUUCAGGAAAACAAAUGUGAAAGGGAGAGACCAGGGUCACUCUUCUCUCCCACCCCCAGGCUGCUCUUCCAGGCCUCGCUCAACAGCCACGUGCCAGGCGGACAGACAGGCAGCCACCUGGGAGCCACUCCGGGAAUAUCCAUUCCUACUGCCACUGGGCAAACAGAAGAAUCCUUCUGUCUUUGGAGAAUAUUUUAGAAACUCCAAUGAAAAAGACGUGUUUCUCCACUUGGCUUAUGGGGCUGAAAAGGGACUCUUGUCUUCCUGGGUCAGGGAGAACACAGGGACCCGGGAAGGUCAGCCGCCCUGAGGCUGCCACCCCCCAGGUCUGCAGCUCCACGUCCAUCAUCACGUGCACAGCCGGCCGCCCGGCCCACCGGGCGCCCACUCCCGACAGCCCCCACAUGGAGGACUGGUGCUGCAGUGACCACCAUCAGCUACAACUGCCACUGAGGACGGUUGUGCCUGCGUCUGGGUUUGUUUACAGCGAUUCGUGGACUGGGGGGCAUAUUUUGGUCAGGGGUGAGUUUGGUUUAGGGGUUUGUUUGUUGGUUGUUGUUUUGUUUUUUUUAAUGACAAUGAAGUGACACUUUGACAUUUCC
Molecule: messenger RNA, 3902 nt
Organism: Myotis brandtii (Brandt's bat)
Lineage: Eukaryota; Metazoa; Chordata; Mammalia; Chiroptera; Vespertilionidae
Gene: EPHB2
Product: EPH receptor B2
Exons: 15
Coding region: 5-2899 (964 amino acids)
Biological process (GO): axon guidance; cell surface receptor protein tyrosine kinase signaling pathway; central nervous system projection neuron axonogenesis
Cellular component (GO): plasma membrane; neuron projection
Molecular function (GO): transmembrane-ephrin receptor activity; protein binding; ATP binding
Source: RefSeq, a predicted model, not a curated record